GCCUUGUCACGUGCCUUCGACGUGGGAAAGAAAAUAUUCAAUUGUGCCGCUAUAGUUUGUAAAUUCACAAAUCGAUUAUUAGGGCUAAAGGCUUUAGGUUAGGGUUUUCGGAUCGACAAAUUCGUCGGCGAUGGCAGCGAUCAGCUUGCGCAAGGGCAACACUCGGCUCCCGCCGGAGGUGAAUCGAGUGCUCUACGUGCGCAACUUGCCGUUCAAUAUAACGAGCGAGGAGAUGUACGACAUAUUCGGCAAGUACGGUGCCAUAAGGCAGAUUCGCAUCGGGACGAACAAGGACACCCGCGGCACAGCUUUUGUGGUGUAUGAGGAUAUCUACGAUGCCAAGACCGCCGUCGACCACCUGUCAGGUUUCAACGUGGCGAAUAGGUACCUCAUUGUUUUGUAUUACCAGCAGGCGAAGAUGAGCAAGAAGUUUGACCAGAAGAAGAAGGAAGAUGAGAUUCAGAAGUUGCAGGAGAAGUACGGGAUUGGCACUCCUGCUGCUUCCAAAGAUAAGUAGUGAGUGACGCGAUGUUUUUCACCAACUAGUUUUAUGAAAGCUGCCUCUGCCCCUGCCCCUGCGGUUGUAAUCUCGCCUUUAUUUAGGCCUUUCAUUCGUACUAGAUUGUUUAAAUUGCAAUGCUUGUGUAAACAAAUUCGUCUUGAUGGAAUUUCAAUCACAAAUAUGGAUCGAGUCGUGUAAAAACACAAAAAUUGUAAAUUCACGGCUUCGGCGGAUUGGCAAAAUGCAGAUGCUGUUCUUCUUGCU
Molecule: messenger RNA, 766 nt
Organism: Andrographis paniculata
Lineage: Eukaryota; Viridiplantae; Streptophyta; Magnoliopsida; Lamiales; Acanthaceae
Product: splicing factor 3B subunit 6-like protein
Exons: 1
Coding region: 131-517 (128 amino acids)
Biological process (GO): mRNA splicing, via spliceosome
Cellular component (GO): catalytic step 2 spliceosome; precatalytic spliceosome; U2 snRNP
Molecular function (GO): RNA binding
Source: RefSeq, a predicted model, not a curated record